AUGGGUGGCGUGCCCUCCCCCCUCAUGUUGCUCCCCAUCAUCCCUCUCAUCAUCCCCUCUUCGUCCCCUCAUUUCCCCCCUUUCUCGCACUCAAAUCCCCCUUUUCUCCGUCUCAUCUACCCCCUUAUCCCUCUCAUUUCUCCCCCUUGCCCCUUUUCAUUCCCCCUAGCCUCCCUCCUCCCCUCACCAUCAUUUCCCCCAUUGCUCCCUCUCAUUUCCCCCCUUCUCCCUCUCAUUUCCGCCCCUUCUCCCUCUCAUUACCCCCCCGUCUCCCCCUCAUUUGCCCCCCUUCUCCCCCCCAUUUCUCCCCCUUCUCCCUCUCAUUGCCCCCUCUUUUCCUUCUCGAAUUCUCCCCUUCUCGCUCUCAAAUCCCCCUUACAUCCCUUUCCCCUCUACUCCCUAUCAUAUCCCCGCUUCUCCCCCUCAUUUCCUACCUCGCUCCAUCUCAAUUCCCUCGUUGCGCACUCUCAGCCCCCCCCCAUUAUUGCCCUCGUUUACUCCCCUUCUCCCUCUCAUUUACCCCUCUGCUCCCCUCAUUUCGCCCCCUACUCCUUCUCACAUCCCACACUUCACCCACUCAUUUUCGCCCCUUCUCCACCACACGUCCCCCCCUUCUCUCUCUCAUUUCCCUUCCUGCUCCUUUCACUACCCCCCCAUAUCCCCCCCAUUUCCCUCCGUCUUCCCCUUCACCCCCCUUUUCUCCCUCCCCUCCCGCCCCCACCCUCUUCUCCCUAUCAUUUCCCCGCUACCCUCCCUCAUUUCCUCCCUCGCUCCAUCUCAAUACCCCCGUUGCUCCCUCUCAGCUGCCCCCCUUCUCCCUCUCAUUUCCCUCUCAAAAUACCCCCUUAA
Closterium sp. Naga37s-1 is the source of this 849-nucleotide messenger RNA. Lineage: Eukaryota; Viridiplantae; Streptophyta; Zygnematophyceae; Desmidiales; Closteriaceae. The record is from the annotation of a GenBank genome assembly.